AGUGUGCGUUUCGUCACCGUGGGAAGGGAGAAGGGAGCGUGAGUCGGCGCUGAGGGGUCUGAGGGUGACUCACUGCCCUCCCACCCCAUAAAUAGGAGCGGGUAGCCCGGCGGCACCCAGAGCAGACAGCGGGGACCAGCACGGCCACAUCCCUCCUGUCACCGCCGAGCCAUGGCACUGCUCCUGGCCCCGCUUGUCGCCGGGCUGCUGGCCGUCUCCUGCUGGGCAGCCCCUCUCCAGGGCAAGCCGCAGGCUGUUGUCACCUUCCCGGGGGACCUGAUCAGCACCCUGCCGGAUCUACAGCUGGCAGAGCGCUACCUGCAGAGGUUCGGCUACACCACGGAGGCAGAGGCCAAGAUUGGUGGCAAGCAGGUGUCCCUGGGCAAGGCACUGCUCAAAAUGCAGAAGCAUCUGGGCCUGGAGGAGACGGGAGAGCUGGAUGCUGCCACGCUGGAGGCCAUGCGAGCCCCUCGCUGUGGCGUCCCUGACAUGGGAACCUUCCUUACCUUUGAGGGGGACCUCAAGUGGGACCACAUGGACCUGACUUACCGGGUGAUGAACUACUCCCCCGACCUGGACCGUGCCGUGAUCGAUGACGCCUUCAGACGGGCGUUCCAAGUGUGGAGUGAUGUGACCCCUCUCACCUUCACCCAGAUUUACAGCGGCGAGGCAGACAUCAUGAUCAUGUUUGGCAGCCAAGAGCAUGGGGACGGGUACCCCUUCGACGGCAAGGAUGGGCUCCUGGCCCACGCCUUUCCCCCAGGCCAGGGCAUCCAGGGCGAUGCCCACUUUGACGACGAUGAGUUCUGGACACUGGGAACUGGCUUAGUGGUGAAGACCCGCCACGGGAAUGCCAAUGGAGCCGAAUGCCACUUCCCCUUCAUCUUCGAGGGCCACUCCUACUCCCGGUGCACCACGGAGGGGCGCAAGGAUGGGCUGCCCUGGUGCGCCACCACCCCCAACUACGACCGGGAUAAGAAAUACGGCUUCUGCCCCAGCGAGCUCCUCUACACCAAUGGUGGCAACAGCGAUGGAGCCCCCUGUGUCUUCCCCUUCAUCUUCGAGGGCACCUCCUACGAUGCCUGCACCACAGACGGCCGCUCCGAUGGCUACCGCUGGUGUGCCACCACCUCCAGCUUCGACCAGGACAAGAAAUACGGCUUCUGCCCCAACCGAGACACGGCGGUGAUCGGCGGCAACUCCCAGGGGGACCCGUGUGUCUUCCCCUUCACCUUCCUGGGACAGUCCUACAGUGCCUGCACCAGCCAGGGCCGGCAGGAUGGCAAGCUCUGGUGUGCCACUACCAGCAACUAUGACACCGACAAGAAGUGGGGCUUCUGCCCUGACAGAGGUUACAGCAUCUUCCUGGUGGCUGCCCAUGAGUUUGGACACUCACUGGGUCUGGACCACUCCAGCGUGCGUGAGGCCCUGAUGUACCCCAUGUACAGUUACAUCCAGGACUUCCAGCUGCACCCCGAUGAUGUCCAGGGCAUCCAGUACCUCUAUGGUCGUGGCUCUGGCCCCAAGCCCACUGCACCUGCACCUGCUCCCACUGAGGAGCCCCAGCCCCUGCCCACUGAGGAGCCCGAGCCCAUGCCCACAGAGGAGCCUGAGCCCCUGCCCACAGAGGCUGGCAGCACCUCCACCACUGAGGAAGAGGAGGAGACUACACCAGAGCCCACAGUUGGACCCAUUCCUGUGGACCCCAGCCGGGAUGCCUGCAUGGAGAGGAACUUUGAUGCUAUCACAGAGAUCAAUGGGGAGCUGUAUUUCUUCAAGGAUGGGAAAUACUGGACCUACUCAUCCUUCUGGAAAUCGGGCAUCCAGGGUGCCUUCUCUGUUGCUGAUACCUGGCCUGGCCUCCCAGACACCAUCGAUGCUGUUUUCCAGGAUUUGCUCACCAAGAGGGUUUUCUUCUUUGCUGGUCGGCAGUUCUGGGUGUUUUCUGGGAAGAGCGCGCUGGGCCCCCGGGGGAUCGAGAAGUUGGGUAUAGGGAAGGAAGCCGGCCGCCUCUCGGGGGCCCUGCAGCGGGGCCGCGGCAAAGUGCUGCUCUUCAGCGGGGAGAGCUACUGGAGGCUGGAUGUGAAGGUUCAGAGGGUGGAUAAGGGCUACCCCCGUGCCACCGAUGAUGUCUUCACCGGCGUCCCCCUGGAUGCACGCAAUGUGUUCCUGUACCAAGGCAAGUACCACUUCUGCCGGGGCAGCUUCUACUGGAGGAUGACACCGCGCUACCAGGUGGACAGGGUGGGCUACGUCAAGUAUGACAUCCUGCAGUGUCCCCAGAACUGAAGGCCUGACCAGCCACCAGCUCUGCCAGCGCUGCUCCCUGCCCACUGCUCCCAACCUGCGGGCUCCUGUCUCACGGGCAGACCCCUGGGAGCCUUGUGGCUGUGGGUAGCCCCAGAUGAGACCACCAUCUUCCUGGAAGAAAGGGGCAGGGGGUCCUCACCUCCUGGGAGCUGCCCAGCCUGGAGAGCCCCAGCUGGGGAGAAGGACUCUUGCCACAGCUGGCAUUGUGCCACUCCUGCCAGUGCCAGCUUCACUGCACAGAGGCGUUUGUCUGGUGCAAACCGCACAUGGAUUCGAGACAAAUUUGUCUUUUUCCUGAGCCAGCGAUGCCAGGUCAGGCUGAGCCCCACUGGGAGCUGGCGCCUGGGGUCACACCAGGGUGGGACACAGGGUUUUUCCUACUCCUGCCCACUGCCCACUCUGCUAACCACCCCCUCUGCCAAUUGCCUGCCCAUUUGUAAUAAAGACAAUUCUUUGGA
Molecule: messenger RNA, 2768 nt
Organism: Zonotrichia leucophrys gambelii
Lineage: Eukaryota; Metazoa; Chordata; Aves; Passeriformes; Passerellidae
Gene: MMP9
Product: matrix metallopeptidase 9
Exons: 13
Coding region: 172-2289 (705 amino acids)
Biological process (GO): extracellular matrix organization; proteolysis; collagen catabolic process
Cellular component (GO): extracellular matrix
Molecular function (GO): zinc ion binding; metalloendopeptidase activity
Source: RefSeq, a predicted model, not a curated record